AUGAGACAGAAAGUAGCUAUUUCCAUAAGCACUAAGCUUCCACCUGCAGAUAAAACACCACCUUUUACUACUUGGAUAUUUUUGGACAGAAAUCAGGGAAUGGCCGAUGACCAGUUGUUGGGAGGCGAUGCAUCUACUGUAACCAAAAUAGAAGUGAAGCUCUCAUCUAUAGUGACAGUUAGGAAGAGAUUACUGAACCAGAGGAAGAGAAACUUUAAUAUCAUAUUGUAGAAGUUUGUCCGAAUGAUAAUAUCCUUUUGAUUAUUUAUUUAUUUAUUUAUUUAUUUUGCUUUGUAAAAAACCAUUUGAAGCACACACUUCAUGAUCUUAAUUUGAAUCCUCAUAAUACAAAGGAGUGAAAGGACGAUGGU
Lactuca virosa is the source of this 371-nucleotide messenger RNA. NCBI's taxonomy places the organism in Eukaryota, Viridiplantae, Streptophyta, Magnoliopsida, Asterales, Asteraceae. The record is from the annotation of a GenBank genome assembly.